AUGCCAUCCGACAUUGCUGGGCAUUCGACUCUCUCCCGGCCGGUGCUUCUUCGCUGUUACAUGCAAUCGACGCUGUUAAUCUUCGAAUAUGGCACACAACGCCCCGCCCUUGAUGUUUUUAGCAGGCACCAAUUUCCCCAGGAGCUCCACGGCCUCUUCAGUCGGCUCCUGUUUCUGUGGAUCAACCUAAUCCUCCUUCAGGGAUGUAAGGAUAUUUUCACCCAAGCAGAUAUGCCACCGCUAAACCAAGACAUGAUGCCAGAGUCCACAAGAAAGUCAAUGGUUGAGAUAUGGUCUCAACGAGUAUUUGCCGUGGCAAUAUAUGUUGGCAUUGCGCUGAUGACUAGCAGUGCCUUAGUGGGACUUAUUCAUGACCAUACCAUAAAGUUAGCGAGCGUCUCGUACGAUAAUGGCGCGGCCACCACACUCAUGAGCACUGACACUGAUGGCCUCGAUGGCAUUGCCGAAAUGGUUCAUGAGAUAUGGGCUCAGAUUUUAGAAGUAUUGAUUGGCAUAUGGCUUCUGGCACGCCAGGUUGGGUGGAUCUGGCCGCCUCCGCUCUUUCUUAUAUAUUUAUGCUCUCAAAUGAGUCGGUUUGUUGCAAAGCACUUGCAACCUGGCCAGAAGGCUUGGAAUAACGCAACGCAAGAUCGCAUAGCUGCUAUAAGCUCAAUGCUCAAGGCGAUGAGAAUUAUCAAGAUGCUGGGGUUCCAAGACCAUCUGAGUCGUCGUAUUCAGAAGCUUCGAGAAAUAGAGCUCCAGACAGCCUCAAAACUGAGAUGGAUCAUGGUAUACUACAAUGCAUCAGCUAAUGCCCUCGGGAUAUUCUCCCCAGCCAUCACACUGGCGAUAUUUGCGGUGACAUCCGAGGCCAAGGGUCGCAGCCUAGAGACGGACACUGCAUUUACCGCCGCAGCCGUCUUGGGCAUGGUCACGCAUCCUGCAAACAUGGUAAUGACAAUUGUACCCCGCGUAGUGUCAGCGCUCUCGGGAUUCGAAAAGAUCCAAGCAUUCUUACUUCGGCCGCCAUUACAAGUCAAUCGUAGGGAGUUACCGAAAGCUCCUCUGGCUUGGAAUUCGGCACCUAGCAAUCUAGUAACACCCGGCCCUGCCAUUCGGAUCAGCGAAGUUCAAAUCGGCCAUCCACAAGUUGUCUUGGAGAACAUCAACAUCACCAUAGCCACUGGAAAUUUCACCCUCAUAUCUGGUCCUACUGGCAGCGGAAAAUCGACUCUAUUGCGCAUGAUCCUUGGAGAAGCAAUCCCCGCUCAUGGAUCAGUCUCUUUAUCCACGCAAAGGAUAGCGUACUGCGCUCAGAGGCCGUGGCUACCUAAUGGUACAAUCAAGGAAGCCAUCUACGGUGCUACCAAUAUCUAUGGCUCAAAUUUUGAAAAUUUUGAGAAACGGUAUGACAAAGUUUUAAAUAUGUGUUGUCUCACUCAUGACAUCGAUUCACUUGCGGAUGGAGAUCAGACACAGAUUGGCAGUAGGGGACUCAAUCUGUCCGGCGGACAAAGACAACCUGUGGCACUCGCUCGUGCAUUAUUUGCAAGAUGCAAUAUACUUCUGCUGGACGACACAUUUAGUGGCCUAGAUGCCCAGUACUUUCUAGCUGCAGACCACAUCGUGGUUCUUGGAGAUCGUGGAAUCGUCGACCAAGGGAGCUGGCAAAACCUCAUUAUCAAAGCUGCAUCCAUAGCAAAGUUUGCUUCCAGCCAUACCAGCAAGGAAAACGUUGUCUUGUCGGCCAACUACAAUAAACUCAGCGCCCAGUUGCGGGCAAAGGACGCGACGGAACUGGACUUGGCGAGACAGACCGGCGAUACCGCUCUAUACGGUUUCAGUGAUUUUGUAAACCUCCUCUGUCUCUGGCUUCGGUUGUGGACCGAGUCAGGCAGCAGCAGCAUCGCAUUUACAGUCGUCCUUAUCCGACUUGCUUUACGGUCUGGGUCACGGAUACAUCAACGCCUUGUAAACAUCGUCACGAGCGCUCCGUUAUCUUUCUUCUCUCAAACAGAUAACGGCUCAAUCCUGAAUAGGUUUAGUCAAGACAUCCAGCUUAUCGAUAAACAACUGCCGUCAGCGUUUCAAACCAUUGUGACUCGUAGGUUCCACGCACAUUUUCCUGGAGGCUUUGAAGCUAAUAGAACUAUCAGAAAUCUGCAAGCCUGUUAUGCAGGUUAUAGUUCUUUGCAUGGCAGAGAAAUGGCUUACUAUGCUAUUCCGGCCUGUGUGCUUCGGGUUUACUUCGUGCGGAAGGUCUAUCUUCGAACGUCGAGGCAAUUGCGAUAUCUGGAGCUAGAGGCCCGCGCAGGCGUCUUCUCGAGUUUCUUGGAAUCUGUUGAGGGCCUCGAAACAAUACGCCCCUUUGGUUGGUCCAGAGCCCGCCCAGAGUUUCUUCUCCUUUGUCUACAAAGAUGGCUUAAUGUUGUUCUAGAUCUCUUGGCUGCAGGUGUGGCAACAACUGCGAUUGUCAUAGCUGUGGUAUUCCGAGAGCAUGUCAGCGGUGCGCAAGUCGGAAUUGCGCUCAACAUUAUCCUCGUUGCAAAUACAACGCUGCUGAAGCUUGUGGAGAACUGGACCAUUAUGGAGAUCUCUCUCGGUGCCAUUUCUCGCUUGAAAACUCUGGAGAAGAACACUCCGCUUGAGGGUGGAGCGAACUGGAGUAUGGAGCCACCUGCAAACUGGCUUUCCAGUGCGCAGAUCGAGUUCUGCGAUAUCACUGCCGCCUACCACGCCGAGUCUCUUGCUAUAAAGAAUUUGAGCCUGAAUGUCAAUCCUGGUCAGAAGCUCAUCGUCUGCGGUCGCACAGGCAGGACUGACCUUUACAUACGAACUGGUAAAACUACGCUACUAUUGACGCUGCUCAGACUUCUGGAGCUUCGGUCUGGUAAGAUUAAGCUGGAUGGUAUCGAUAUCAAGCGCGUCAGGCUUAAUUUGCUGCGCCAGCGCUGCUUCGUCGCGGUAUCCCAGGACCCCCUCCUUUUGCCCGAACAGACGCUGCGCUUCAACUUGGACCCAGACAACUCAAGACCGGACGGGGAUCUGAUUGAUGCAUUGGCCAAAGCGGUGUUGUGGUCACACUUUGUCGAAAGCGACAAACGCGUUGAGGGAGGCAUCGCUAUUUCUGGCUUUGGCGAGCACCCGAUCCUCUAUCAGAAGGUUUCAUUGCUCCAGGAACUUUCUGUGGGACAGUGUCAACUAUUUGCGAUCUGCCGGGCGCUUGCCAAAACCGGCGCGUUACGAACUUUAGGCGUGACGCCAGUGGUUGUCUUGGAUGAAGUCACGUCCUCUCUUGAUGUAGCUACGGAGUCCACCAUCUUACUGAGGCCAUUAGCAGGCUAG
Molecule: messenger RNA, 3345 nt
Organism: Hyaloscypha bicolor E
Lineage: Eukaryota; Fungi; Ascomycota; Leotiomycetes; Helotiales; Hyaloscyphaceae
Product: P-loop containing nucleoside triphosphate hydrolase protein
Exons: 16
Coding region: 1-3345 (1114 amino acids)
Biological process (GO): transmembrane transport
Cellular component (GO): membrane
Molecular function (GO): ATP hydrolysis activity; ABC-type transporter activity; ATP binding
Source: RefSeq, a predicted model, not a curated record